Messenger RNA from Penicillium lagena, 1197 nucleotides. Its product is annotated as GIY-YIG nuclease family protein. The record is from RefSeq and is a predicted model, not a curated record. Bases 1 to 1197 code for a protein of 398 amino acids. NCBI's taxonomy places the organism in Eukaryota, Fungi, Ascomycota, Eurotiomycetes, Eurotiales, Aspergillaceae. The transcript has a single exon.
AUGCCUCCUAAAAACCAGAUCUGCGACUUAUUCUCUUUGAUUGAGCGAGUGUACGGUGGUGACAAUGGCUUCGAUUGCGUCGUUUACGCAGUGAAAAAGGGUGUCUCUGACGACUGCGAUCAAGGCAUUGCAUCACACGAGAUUGAGAUAGUCAAAGCUCGUCUUCAGGACAUCUAUGAUGCCUUGAAAAAUGAUACUCAUUCUUUGAGUGGGACUGUCACGAAAGAUCUCUACAAAAUCGGGACACUCUGUCUCUGCAAGCAGAAGCAUGCCAAGGUCAUAUAUGAGACCAGAGCUCAGGAUCAAUGGAUAGAGGACUUGGGGGACCCGCAAAGAUUUCUGAACGACAUGAACAGGUAUCUCGCUCCAGACGGGAAGGCUCAAGACGAAGAGGCUCGAGACAGGGUGGCUGGAGACAAGGACGCUCAUGACAUGGAGUAUGAAGUUUCUCAAGGUAGUUUGUCGCCAACACAUAACUCCACCCUCUCAAAGGACCGACUGAGCCCUGAAGAUGUGAACCGAAUCGUUGCCCUGAGGCUCAACGAGAAAUUAGGGACACUGGACCAGAAACCUGGAUGGCUCUAUGCUCUCUCACAUCCUAUUGCGCAAGACCGAAUCAAAGUAGGAUAUACUACAGACCGCAGCCGCCGCUUCGGAUAUCAUGAGAGGUGUUAUCCUGGGUUCAGGGAAAUAUCCAGCAUCUUUAUCCCCCAUGUACAUCGGUUUGAGCAAAUUAUUCAUGCUGAAUAUGGACAAGAAAAGAAUCGACUUGAAAAGCCCUGCGACAGUUGUGGUAUCACCCACAGGGAAUGGCUCCGGGUGGAUGAGCCUACACUGAAAGCCAGCAUGAAAGCAUGGGAGAAGUUUGCCAAAAGCCAGCCUUAUGAUGACCGAGGAAAUCUUCACAAAUGUCUUACGCCGCCAGCUGCUGGUUUCUCCAGAGCACGGAAUCGCUGGCAGAAGUGGGCCAAAGAUCAAUCUAUAAUUAGGUCGUCUUCCUCGUCUUCGCCAAAAUCAACACCUACAAGAGAAGCUCCUCCGCGCGCGAAGAAGAGCCGCUCAAGCACAUCGCCAUCGCCAUUCAUUGAUCCCUCAAACACGAAAGAGCUCCCAACAGCUCUACCUCCUAAAGGAAUAACAGAACAACGACCGCUUGUUUUCAGGCCAGCCAAAGGCAAUUUCGAUAGUGUGUCUUGA